Puntigrus tetrazona (Sumatra barb) is the source of this 3253-nucleotide messenger RNA. It is a transcript of the gene nkain4, whose product is annotated as sodium/potassium transporting ATPase interacting 4. Lineage: Eukaryota; Metazoa; Chordata; Actinopteri; Cypriniformes; Cyprinidae. The record is from RefSeq and is a predicted model, not a curated record. The transcript is spliced from 7 exons. Gene Ontology annotation, biological process: regulation of sodium ion transport. The coding region runs from base 290 to 916 and encodes 208 amino acids.
UCUCCCAGUCUCUCUCUCUCUCUCACACACACACACACACACACACUCUCUCUCUCACACACACACACACUCUCUCUCUCUCUCUCACACACACACACACACACACACACCCUCGCGCCACAGCAGUGCUCGGCUCACACUUCCACGCGUGCUUCACUCAGCGCCGCUGGAAACAAUGGGAACGGAGCCGCUUUGUGUCGGACAGAGACUGACGCGCUUCUCUGUGUUUGUUUAGGACUUUCUGCUGAUAGUCUCAUAUAUUCAGGAUCUCAUUAUCGCGUUUAACACAAUGGGCUGCUGCAGCGGACGGUGCACCCUUAUAUUCCUGUGCACGUUUCAGUUGAUGGUGGCAUUAGAGAGGCAGGUGUUUGAUUUCUUGGGCUACCAGUGGGCUCCCAUCCUUGCAAACUUCUUCCACAUCUUGGUUGUCAUUCUGGGUUUGUUUGGCACCAUUCAGUAUAGACCUCGCUACAUUGUGGUGUAUACUGUGUGGACGGCGCUGUGGGUGGCCUGGAAUGUCUUCAUCAUCUGCUUCUACCUGGAGGUUGGAGGUCUAUCAAAGGACAGCGACCUCUUGACCUUUAACAUCUCGGCACACCACUCCUGGUGGAGCGAGCACGGCCCGGGCUGUGUCCGAAGAGAGAUCCCGGCCAGCGAAAACCGCAGUGCAGACUCACAGUCCUAUAUAUCCAUCAUGGGCUGCCUGCUGGAGUACCAGUACAUUGAAGUCCUGCACAGCGGCUUCCAAAUCCUUAUCUCUCUGCUGGGUUUCAUCUACGCCUGCUAUGUCAUCAGUGUCAUCACAGAGGAGGAGGACAGCUUUGAUUUUAUUGGUGGAUUUGACCCAUUCCCACUCUACCAUGUCAAUGAGAAACCAUCUCAUCUUCUGUUAAAGCCCGUGCAUCAGUCUUCGUAAAUGAAAGUGCGUCGUGAAGAAGAGGCUCUCGGCCCGUUCCUCCUCUCUGCUUCUCAGCUCCUGCUUCUCCUCCGUUUAAAAACGCUUCCUAAUCGUCCUAAAUCAGCCCUUUCUGGAGACCUGGAGAACUGGCUCUUGAUUCCCAGCUCCAUCUGACGCUCCGGCCGCAGUGUUUAGACGCUCUUACAAGUGGCUGUAAAACAUAUCUAAACAGAAAGGCCCGGUGUUUUGUUGGUGCGGUGUGUGUGGUCCACGCGUCCCAGUUAUUCAAGGAGAAGGUUGAGAUGUUGAGGUUCACAGAGUUCCAGCUCUGUGUGUGUGUGUGUGUGUGUGUGUGUGUGCGCUGUUUACCUUCACACGGGAACUGGCCCGGUGAAAGAGAGCAGGGAGCAGAGACGAGGAAAACGGGUGCGGCCCCGAAAAAUAGACAAAGAAAGCUGACCUCCGGUGGCAGUCAAAAAAUAGAAGCAAAGGAAGUGUAAAAUAUAAAUACAAGAAACAAUUAGAGCUGUUUUAUGUCGUAGCGUUAUGUACAAUUCUCAUAAUUCACUGUAAAAUUCAGUUUGACUCUUUUUUGUUCGUUUUAAGACUUGAUUUAUAUGCAGUGAACCCCAAAUCGCUGUACCGAGGCACAUUUAAAUCACGCUAAACAAUGCGUGAUAGUCGUUAAAUCAGACGGGUUAGUUUUGGGAGUCAUGCAUGCAAGGUCAAAAAACACUUUUUUUUUAAGUUUUGCAUUUUAAUUGUGACUCGGGAGUUUUGGGGUCACUGUGCAUGCAGUCGGUAUUUUUAAUGUUAAUAAUCAUCAUUUAUCGCACAAUGUGUUUGUAUCAGCCUUUAGAACAGAAACUAGUUUGGGCUCCGGCCGGUAGUCAGUCGAUACCGACAGUACAGUUAUUACAUAACCUCAUGCUGUUUUCGUAAUCUAUAAUGUAACAGGACUGGCCGGUGUUACGAGACAGAAAAGGGUUCUGAAUGGUGCUUGUAAUCAAAAGUUAGUUUGUGAACAAAUCGUCAGCAUGUCGUUGUAUGAGUAUGAGUAGCGGUUGAGUGGCUGUCCAUGUCUUUCACUGUAGAUGCAGAGCUACUGUAACUGUUUACUGGAAACAUAAACCUCAAAGCACAAAUGACUGGCCGUAAGUGUGUAUGACAUGUUUUGAAGAGACUGUGCAUUUCUUUCCUAAUCGAGACGUGGAGGUCAAAGGUCGGUAUGUGUUUUCUCAUUUUCGUAGUCGCAUAGUUGCUUGUUUUCCCGGGUGUUUCAUAUCACGAGACGUGCGUACUGUAUUGGCAGCAUUUUCGGGUGCUUGUGGCCUGCUGGUAAAGAAACGGGACUUAUUUAGUCAUUUUAAAGGAACAGUUCAUCCUUGCCGUCGCUCACGUAAAAUGCAAAAAAGGAGAGCUUUGGACAAAUGCUUGUCUCGCUCUUUUUCCAAUCAAACAGAAAAAAGUGGUCACUCUGAACAUUAAAGGCUCUUUAUUGGCAUCUGUGGGUCCGUGAAGAGACUUUAGCAUCCAGGGAACCUUUCUUAUACACAAAAUGUGUUUUUUUAAAAUUGUUCUUUACUAAGAAAAACAUAGUCCUUUAAAGAAUUUGGGCAAUCGGAAAAACCAAAAAUGCAUUCUUCUAUGGUAAGAAGUGUUUUUAAGAGUGCAUGUUCAAAGCUCGAAGUCGUGGCAUAGCUUUGUGCUUUUCUUGUUUGGAAAAGAGUAGCUUGAACAUUCUACAAAACAUCUUUUGUGUACCUCGGAAGAAAGUAAAUCAGCAGUUUUGCAUCAUUAGAAGGGUGAGUAAAUGCUAAAAUAUAUAUAUUUUUAGGUGAACUGCUCCUUUAAAUGUUUCAGCAUAGUUAGGGGAAGUUUUAGCAGUUAGCAUUUAACUAAAUGGCAGAAACCAAGGCUUUUCGCUUAAUGACAUUAGCUUACAGUUAUCUCCUUCAGUGUUGGAGUGAGAUCCUCCUAUUGGUCCUCGAUCUCUCCUGCCCUCUAGUGUUCAAUGUCUUUCUGUACACUGGACCGGGAAAACUGCAUUUUGUACCACUCUGAAAAUACUCAUGUACAUUUGUAAUUGUAGAGUUUAGGAUAUUCAACAUAGGCCAGCAACAGUAGCGUUAUAAGGAGAAAACGAAUGAUAUAGAUUUAUAUCACACCUCUCCCCUUGUCUGUACGUCUCUGUCUCUUUUUACAGGUGUUUUUUUGUAAACACUUUUUCUAUCUGUUUUCUGUGUUUGAGCUCUUCUCCGUGGUUCUUCAUUGACUGCCUGUCCAUCAACACAUGUUUGCUGACCAGAGUGUAAAUAGAUGUUUGUUAAUAAAAGUAUGCUUUUCAUCUACAGA